Molecule: messenger RNA, 586 nt
Organism: Telopea speciosissima
Lineage: Eukaryota; Viridiplantae; Streptophyta; Magnoliopsida; Proteales; Proteaceae
Product: mitochondrial import receptor subunit TOM9-2-like
Exons: 1
Coding region: 21-347 (108 amino acids)
Biological process (GO): intracellular protein transport
Cellular component (GO): mitochondrial outer membrane
Source: RefSeq, a predicted model, not a curated record
GUCUCUCUCCCUCUUUUCGCAUGGCGUCUCAAAACAGUAGGGGAGUUACUCUACCAUGGACAAGCAAAAGCAGAGACGAUGGAAUCCUAGCUAGGGUUUCCAGCACUAUAUCUCAAUCCCCAAUCGUGUAUCAUGGAAAGCGAGUGGUCUCUGAUGCAGCAUUUGUGACAAAAAAGCUCCUCAAGAGCACCGGCAAAGCAGCUUGGAUUGCAGGAACAACGUUUCUGAUACUAGUGGUUCCUCUCAUCAUAGAGAUGGAUCGAGAGCAGCAGUUGAACGAGCUUGAAAUGCAGCAAGCGAGUCUGCUCGGAACCCCCUCAAUUUCUCAUUCCUCUCCUCCCAAGUGAUGAUUAUGAUCCUCUCAGGUCAGGGAAGCUUGGUCCUCUAUAGGGUUUCGUUGCAUAAUUCAGAUAUAAUCUAGGGUUUAGUAUAAUUGUUUUCUGUAUUGGGUUGAUUAGGUUUUAGGGUUUUAGCGGUAUUGUGGUGUAUUCAAUACAAAAAGCGGAUUUUUCUAGGGUUUAUCUGUUUUUCUUGUGACGGAAUGGAAUUUGUGAUUUCUCUGGUUUAUGGUUUGAAAAUGUUUCAA